AUUUGCCCGUUUCAGAGACCUUAUUCUCAAGGCCUAACUCGUUCGGCAGUGAUGGCGACUGUGGGAGCGUCUGCGUCCCUGCAAGAAUUUAUAGCAUCCUUGGACGAAACUUGUCUACCACGAAUUCUACAGGUUUGCUCCGGGGUGUAUUUCCAAGGAUCUGUAUAUGAGCUUUCGGGGAGUGAAGUGUGUCUGUCUACUGGCGAUAUAGUGAAAAUUAUAAGAAUACAUCUUUUGGCGGUGCACUGUGAGGACAUCAGCACCAAAGAAAAGUUUGAGCUGCCCCUUACACAUACAGGUCUUUUCAAACUCGUUCCUGAGGAGAUGCCGUACAACACAGUGGAAGAGAUGGUGAGCCUUAGGCCUGAAGGCUUGAACUCCUGUCUCCCCUUUACCUUCACCAGCCGCUGUGAGCUUACCUUUGAGAACUUCACCUUGGGGGCUGGGAGACGGGUGACAAUACUGUCCAUGGAGGAGAGGGAAGGGCAGGAGACUCAUGUUCGCAGCCUGGUCCAAGGGCAGCAGGGAUCCACAGCAGAAGUGCUGGUACCGCUCACCUGCCGUGGAGAGUUUUACGAGUGUGACAGCGACCAGUGCUACACUCUUCAGGAGAUCAUGUCUUCGCCCCAUCUUUGUAGCCGGCGGUUUCGUUUCUGCAAAACCACAAUGUGUGGUGGACCUCUUGUCCUUAGUCCCAUUUACCAGGUCCAUGCUAUCAUGCACUUGAGAAAAGACAUAGUAAAGUUCCCUUCAACUUUAGAAGUUGAUGUGAUGGAUGUAACAGAGCAAAGCCAGAGCCUCACCUUUGUCAGCCCGUUCACUCUGUCUGAGGUGCACUCCCAGCCCGAAGACACCUUUCCCACCAUGGCUGAAAUCCUGGAGGGCCCAGAGACCCAGCCUCUAUUUCUCUGCAGCUGGCUACCAGAACUCCGCAAGGGUUCCCACCUGGUGCUUCACAGGCGAGGUACAUCGCCCAUGGUCCUGGCCACCAGCCUGAAGGGUCGGCGGGCACAACAGUUCUUCCUGGUGUCUCAGAACUACGGAGGGAGGUUGCGGCGCCGGCCCAGAGAGUUCAGCUCUGUGUAUGAGCUGUACAUAGCCCUGACCCACACACCGAGCCUCCUUGUGAGCGUGACCCGGCACUGUGAGGAGGUGGAGGAGGAAGGUAUCCCUGCACUCAGUGUUGGGGAGCAGCUGGCGGUGCUGCGGGUUGCGAAGGUGAAGCUGGCCUGCAAAGACCAGAUGAAGACGGUGGAGGCCCUGAUCUGCAAACGGUCCACAGAGAUGGACGAGGACGAGGACGAGGAGGAUGAGAUCGAGGAGGUCUCUCUACCACUAUACAUGCAAGGUCACUUUGUGGAGAAAAUAACAGACAAUAAGAAGAAUAAACUCGCGGAUCUUUGCCAGAGCAAAGCUUUGCCGUUGGAUGUUAAGGUGGUGAACCGUGACGCUGGUAUGGAGACGGAUCCUCUUAUGGGCUUCCCCUCGCUCAGACUUGAGGAAGCUACCCUGGAGCCCACCAUCGAAGCCAGCCUACCAGGAAGUCCCGGACAGACCUUUGAGAUCCCCAUCCGUUGGCUCAACAUGUCUCUGUCAUUCACCAGUGACCCACUGCCCUGGCCCAGUGGUGAGCCCCCCACGUGUCACCUAGAGACUGUUAAAGAGGUGACAGACUCGUUCUAUUAUGAGUUUCGCAGGUUAACGACAUCAGACGAGCCCCCACCACCACGCCCACCCAAGCGGAUACCUGUGCUGGACUCUAAACCUUCUAAGAAAAAAGGAAAAUCUCGCUCUGGGGAAAAAGCCAGCAGUGCAACCAAAGACAUGGGCAAGUUGAGCCUUGACAGUGACAAGCAAAAGAGGCCACCAGCACAUCCACUUCCAGACAAACUAAGUGAAAGCCCUCCCCGACUGAACCCUAGGAAACCACUCAAAGCAGCAACAACAGGCAAGGCUAAGCCAAACACAUACGUGAAAGUGGACAAGCAGAAGAAAAACGUGGAUGUAUUUGCAGACAUCGACAGUGACCAUGACUACGAGUCUAUGGAAGAGUACGCACACGAGGUAAAAAAAGCGCAAGGGAGUGUCAUGUUUCUGUGAGCUGUGCAAAAUCACACAAACCGGUUUUAGUUCUAAUGUGUUUGGUGUGAACGUGAGAAUUGUUAAAGACAAAUAUUUUCCAGAAGUAGAUUUGUAUGGCAUAUCAGAUUCAUGUUUUAUGGCAGUUAAAAAAAAGUGUUAUGUAUAACUUGUACUGUGUAUGCAGCUUGCUUUUUAGUUCUUAACAUUUUUUAUUGUAAGUAGAAAGGAAAAAAAUGAUUUAUAGCGAUGUCACAUUAUUUAGGACUGCCAAAAUGGACAUGAAACAGAGAGAAUAUAUAUUUUUAUGUUGGACCACUGGUCAAUGAAACAAUCUUUUCAGGUCUCAUAUUUAAAAAUACUCUUUGAGGAUAUAUAGAGUACUAAAACUAGAGAUUUUUGUUCCCCAUGUUAGUUCCUCAUCUUAAUCAUUUACAUACUGAGAAAUACUUGUCACCCUUUUUGACAGCAUCUUACUAAAUAAAAUGCACCAUCUUUGUA
Osmerus eperlanus (European smelt) is the source of this 2580-nucleotide messenger RNA. RefSeq names its product thymocyte selection associated family member 2 (gene themis2). The transcript has 6 exons. NCBI's taxonomy places the organism in Eukaryota, Metazoa, Chordata, Actinopteri, Osmeriformes, Osmeridae. The coding region runs from base 52 to 2100 and encodes 682 amino acids. Gene Ontology annotation, cellular component: cytoplasm; nucleus. The record is from RefSeq and is a predicted model, not a curated record. Gene Ontology annotation, biological process: T cell receptor signaling pathway.